GCAAAAGGCAUUCGUUCGUUCAUAAACAUCGCCUGAACACCAAAGUCACCCUCCAGCAGUUUCGCUUUCUUGCUUCACCCUGCGAUCGAGAUCGAGCUCAACAACCAUGGAGGAUUUAGUGAGUAGCCCAUCUUUCAGGAGCGUCCUCAGCAGCAGUAGCGAAGGGCAGGCUCAGUCAGGAGAGAGUUCUUGGACGGAUUACUUCGUGGAUUUCAUGUUAUCCGAGGAGGAGAGGAAGAGACAGGCAGAUGCUAGCUCAUACUCAUACUGCGCUACCGAAGACGAAGGCGGCAGCAAAUACGGUGGCGAUGGAAGCAACCGCGAUGAGGAGGAGGAGGAGGAAGAAGAGGAGUCCAUGGUCUCCGAUGCCGCCUCUCAUGCCCCUACGACUGCAGGCGCCACCGCACUGAUACCAGCUGGCAGGUACAAGGAGCUGAAGAAGCUCAAGAAAAAGCCUUUCGGCAAAGCCCUGGAUCAUGACGGUUCCCUGGAGGAUACCGCAAGCUCUCCGGUGAAUAGCCCAAAGGUCAGUGUUGUGUCACAGCUGGAAUUGAGUGCUAAAAGGAGGUGCAACAUCAGGGACCUCACCAAGGGAGUCGUUGGAAUUGGCGAUGAUCACGGCGGGGAGGGGAUGGACGUCUGUACAGAUGCAACGACCACGGAAGGAGCGAGGCUUGGUGAUCAGUACCACACGAGCAUAGCUCCAUGUGCGGAGCUGAAGGACAAGGGGAUUUGUUUGUUCCCCUUUUCCGUGCUGCUGCACUACCAUGGGCCAAACUGAGGAAAAAAGCAAUGUGCGAAUGAACAGCAUAUGUAGUGUUUCGCAACUUACACUCUAUGCGCGCAUGCAUGUGUGGUAUGAACGAAUACCAGAAGAAUGUGAUACUGUGGAUAUAUAUAUGUUUUUCCUUAAUUAAUAUAUGUGAAUACUACUA
Molecule: messenger RNA, 935 nt
Organism: Zea mays
Lineage: Eukaryota; Viridiplantae; Streptophyta; Magnoliopsida; Poales; Poaceae
Exons: 3
Coding region: 107-781 (224 amino acids)
Biological process (GO): xylem development
Source: RefSeq, marked validated